Molecule: messenger RNA, 387 nt
Organism: Dracunculus medinensis (Guinea worm)
Lineage: Eukaryota; Metazoa; Nematoda; Chromadorea; Rhabditida; Dracunculidae
Source: the annotation of a GenBank genome assembly
AUGAUUAUAUUGGAUAAAUUUUAUAAAUCCUCAUUUUUCGAAAUCAUCUGUGUUUUGCAAAUGGGUUUCGCAACAAUGUUUAUCUUUACUGGCUUCAAUACUCAUUGUCUCUUUGUUACACCUGUUUUGCAUUCAAUUUAUGGAAGAGAUCCGACAAGAAUUGAUAAAUAUGCUGGAUAUUAUGGGCAAUCAUUGGAUUAUAUAUUAUUUUCCGUUGGAAUUAUAUUUGCACCAGCUAUGGUACUUUAUAUAAAUGGAAAAUGGUUAUUAUUCCUAGGAAGUAUAUGCUUCACGAUAUAUCUAUUCAGUUUCUUGUAUAUCAAUCGAAUUUUCUUUUAUUUUUCUUCAGCAUUAGCUGGACUCGGAUUCGCAUGUAACUUUUUAUAA